AUGAAGGACAUUAAAGAAAGAGGGAACCAAACAAUUGUCACAGAAUUCAUCUUCCUGGGGUUUUCCAACCAUCCCCAAUUACAGGCAUUGUUCUUCAUGAUAUUUUUACUUGUAUAUCUGGUAACACUUCUGGGUAACCUUCUCAUAUUAACAGCAAUCAGAAUCAAUCCUGCUCUUCACACUCCAAUGUAUUAUUUCCUCAGCAACUUGUCCUUCCUGGACAUCUGCUACACCUCCACCACUGUCCCCAUCAUGCUGGUGAACUUCUUCAGAGAGAAGAAGACCAUUACCUAUGAAGGUUGCCUGUCCCAGCUCUUCUUCCUUGUUACUUUUGCAGGCUCUGAGUGUGUUCUGUUGGCUGCCAUGGCUUAUGAUAGGUUUGUAGCCAUUUGCCAUCCAUUACGUUAUCCAGUUCUCAUGAGCAAGAAGGUCUGUGCCUACUUGGCAGCUGGGUCCUGGUUGUGUGGUUUAGUGAAUUCAAUGACACACACAGGGCUCACGGCAACUGUCAUUUUGUGUGGUUCUAACCAGAUCAGCCAUUUUCUCUGUGACAUCCCUCUAAUCUUGAAACUCUCUUGCUCAGAUAUUUCAGUCAAUGAGUUCACGCUCUAUGUGGCCAGUGCCACCAUUGGUCUGAGCCCCUGCCUGUUCACUGCUGUGUCCUAUAUGCUCAUUAUCUCUGCCAUCCUGAAGAUCCAGUCUGCUCAAGGAAGACACAAAGCCUUCUCCACCUGUGCCUCUCACCUCACUGUGGUGGUCAUCUUCUAUGGAACUGCCAACUUCAACUACGAUCGACCCAGCUCAGGCUACUCUUUGGAUAUGGACAUCUUAGUCUCUGUCCUCUUCUGUAUUGUUACUCCCAUGUUAAAUCCUAUCAUCUACAGCCUGAGAAAUAAGGAAGUCACGAUUGCAUUGAAGAAACUAUGUGAAGUUUAUAUUUUACCUGGGUUGGUACGUGGUCCAAUGGAUAGAGUUCGGGACCAGGAGUCAUCUUCCUGA
Messenger RNA from Gracilinanus agilis (Agile Gracile Mouse Opossum), 999 nucleotides. RefSeq names its product olfactory receptor 5V1-like. The transcript has a single exon. The record is from RefSeq and is a predicted model, not a curated record. Gene Ontology annotation, molecular function: olfactory receptor activity; G protein-coupled receptor activity. Gene Ontology annotation, biological process: G protein-coupled receptor signaling pathway. Gene Ontology annotation, cellular component: membrane. Bases 1 to 999 code for a protein of 332 amino acids. Lineage: Eukaryota; Metazoa; Chordata; Mammalia; Didelphimorphia; Didelphidae.